Erigeron canadensis is the source of this 931-nucleotide messenger RNA. Its product is annotated as NAD(P)H-quinone oxidoreductase subunit M, chloroplastic. The record is from RefSeq and is a predicted model, not a curated record. Bases 46 to 675 code for a protein of 209 amino acids. NCBI's taxonomy places the organism in Eukaryota, Viridiplantae, Streptophyta, Magnoliopsida, Asterales, Asteraceae. Gene Ontology annotation, molecular function: oxidoreductase activity, acting on NAD(P)H, quinone or similar compound as acceptor. The transcript has 2 exons.
UAUAAUCACCAAAUACAUUGUGAACCAAAAAAGAAACAUCCAAACAUGGCAUUAUCUUUAUCAUCAAUAUCUUCCAUUGUGGGAUGGAAACCAAUGAACAAAUCAAAAAUCUAUCUAUCAAAGAAAAGACACAACAAAAAUGGUUUUUCAAUAAUUUCCCAACAAGAAGUUCAAGAAUCAAUUUCAAUACAACAAGAAGAUAAAGCAAUGAAGCCAGUGAAGGGUGUAACAGAACCUAGGCCCGUUGAGCCACAAGUGAACGUAAAAAGCAAGAACAUGAGUCGUGAUUUUGGAGGUCAAUGGUUAAGUAGCACCACGAGACAUGUUCGAAUUUUUGCGGCUUAUAUCGACCCUGAGACAUUUGCUUUUGAUCAAACUCAGAUGGAUAAGCUUACACUUAUUCUUGACCCGACAGAUGAGUUUGUUUGGACAGCGGAAACGUGCACCAUGGUUUAUUCUUACUUCCAGGAACUCGUUGAUCAUUACGAGGGAGCACCAUUGACGGAGUACACACUACGGCUUAUUGGUUCAGACAUAGAACACUACAUAAGGAAACUUCUUUACAAGGGACAAAUUACAUACAACAUGAACGCAAGGGUGCUUAACUUCAGCAUGGGUAAACCACGUGUUGGUUUCAGUUACAGUGAAUACGAAACCCAAGAUGUAAAGCAGUAGCUUUAGGCCUUCAGCUUGGUUUGGACUCAUAUAAAGUCAUAUUCAUAUUUUUUACUGUUGUUGAUCAAGUGUGCGUGGGACGGAAAACUAGGGGAAUAUAAUGAAACUAGUUGGGUUACCUGCACUCCGCCUCGGAUGUUGACAUGUUAGCAAAUACAUGUAACAUCGUAUUGUAAACAUGAGUUUUAGUUACCAUUGUUAUGGUUACAAAAACAUCAUUAGUUGAUAUAGUGUAAUACCAAACUUUUAGAUAAAA